Molecule: messenger RNA, 2062 nt
Organism: Bactrocera neohumeralis
Lineage: Eukaryota; Metazoa; Arthropoda; Insecta; Diptera; Tephritidae
Gene: waw
Product: translation factor waclaw, mitochondrial
Exons: 7
Coding region: 69-2030 (653 amino acids)
Biological process (GO): positive regulation of translation
Cellular component (GO): mitochondrion
Molecular function (GO): GTPase activity; GTP binding; mitochondrial ribosome binding
Source: RefSeq, a predicted model, not a curated record
AUUGUUUGACAAAGAUUUGAAUCGGCUCAGAUGAAAAUUUAUAUAAAUAUGUUAUAUUUGACAUAAAAAUGUUUAAACGAGUUUUUACUAUAUCAUAUAAAUUGAGUACUUUUCGUCCUAUUCGUUGGCACGAUUUUCAAUUACAAAAGUCACAUGGACGGCAAUGUAGUAGCUUUAGUAAUUCUAAUGAUGCCGGUGAAAAGGUUGCAGAUUUCCAAAAUAUUCCAGUUGAACGUAUCAGGAAUUUCAGCAUAAUCGCGCAUGUCGAUCAUGGCAAAAGUACUUUGGCAGAUCGGAUAUUGGAAUUAACAGGUGCGAUAGCCCAGAAUUCAGGAGCACAAGUUUUGGACAGUUUACAGGUAGAACGGGAGCGAGGGAUUACUGUUAAGGCACAGACCGCUUCAAUUUUCCACACAUAUAAGAAUGAGAAAUAUUUAUUAAAUUUGAUCGAUACACCAGGCCAUGUGGAUUUCGCAAAUGAGGUUUCAAGGUCGCUGGCUGCAUGCGAUGGGGUUAUAUUACUGGUGGAUGCUUGCCAUGGUGUACAAGCUCAGACUGUAGCCAACUAUUAUUUAGCGAAAAUGCGAAACUUGGUUAUAAUUCCAGUGCUGAACAAAAUAGACAUUAAACAUGCUAAUCCGGAACGUGUGUGCAAUGACUUACACAAUUUAUUUGGAAUCGACCCUAAUAGCGUUCUAAAGAUUUCCGCCAAAUUAGGAACCGGUGUGGCUGCUGUUCUUGACAGAGUGAUUGAGAAAAUUACACCACCACAAGUAGAUCGCAAUCCUCCAUUUCGCGCUUUAAUAUUUGAUAGCUGGUUCGACAAAUACCGUGGCGCUUUAAAUUUAAUUUGUGUACUGAACGGGUCACUGAAAGUGGGUCAAGAAAUCCAAUCGAUGAUUACAAAAAAGUCCUACCCGGUUAAAGGCAUAACAAUAUUGCGUCCGAAGGAGGAUCCAAUCGAAACAAUCUCGGCUGGGCAAGUAGGCUUAAUUGCCUGUAACAUGAGGAAUAGCAAAGAGUCUAUUAUUGGAGACACAAUUCAUCUAAAAAAUGAAACAGUAAAAGCUGCCAUUAGGUUUAAGCCGCAGCAACCAAUGGUAUUUGCAGGCGUUUAUCCCGCUGACCAAUCCAAGCACGUGCCUUUACGUGGCGCUAUUGAAAAACUGACUUUAAAUGAUUCGGCGGUCACAGUAAAUGUCGAUUCUAGUCCAGCCUUGGGUCAAGGGUGGCGUUUAGGUUUUCUCGGAUUGCUACACAUGGAGGUAUUCUGUCAACGGUUAGAACAAGAAUAUGGAACGGAGCCGAUUAUUACUGCACCAUCCGUUACAUACCGAAUCAUUUUGAGGAAUCCGAAAAUGAUAAAGCAAAUGGGAAAAGAGUGCUUGGAACUUUCAAAUGCUGCACUCUUUCCGGAGCCUUUCAAUGUUAAGGAAUACUACGAACCAUUGGUGAAAGGAACCAUAAUAACCCCCACUGAAUAUCUAGGUCAAAUAAUUAGUUUAUGUGUUGAUCGACGGGGGAUACAAGAGUCAUCAAUCAAUAUAGAUGAUGAUCGUAUUUUAAUGAAAUACAUAUUACCGUUAAGUGAAAUAAUAUUAGAUUUUAAUGAUCAUCUGAAGUCCUUAAGCUCCGGCUAUGCUAGUUUCAAUUACGAAGAUCACGGAUAUCAUCUAACCAAUAUUGUGCGAUUGGAUAUUCAUCUGAAUGGUCGCCCUGUUGAAGAGUUUUGUCGAAUUGUGCAUGUUUCGAAAGCAACAACUAUCGCGCGUGAAAUGGUAGCAAAAUUGCAGGAGCUUAUACCAAGGCAGAUGGUGCAAAUCGCCAUACAAGCCUGUGUGGGAGGAAAAGUAUUGGCCCGAGAGACUAUUAAAGCUUACAGGAAAGACGUUACUGCCAAGCUGUAUGGCGGCGAUGUUACGCGACGAAUGAAGCUUUUAAAACAACAAGCGGAGGGUAAAAAGAAAAUGAGAAUGUUUGCAAAUAUCCGUGUACCUCAUGAGACUUUUAUAAAGGUGUUGAAGCGGUAGUGAAUAAAAAAUCCAAAUAAUCUACACUGAAA